Molecule: messenger RNA, 1189 nt
Organism: Arabidopsis lyrata subsp. lyrata
Lineage: Eukaryota; Viridiplantae; Streptophyta; Magnoliopsida; Brassicales; Brassicaceae
Exons: 3
Coding region: 212-1090 (292 amino acids)
Source: RefSeq, a predicted model, not a curated record
UUUUCUUUAUUUUCUAAACGCGCUUAGCUAUCUUCUGCCUCUCCGUCUCUAUCUCUAGGUCGAGAUUUUUUUAGGGUUUAUCUCCGUCUCUAUCUCUAGGUCGAUAUUCUUGUUUUGGUUUGCUUGAAUCUGAAGCUAACCUUGGGUUAAUUGAGUUUUGAAUCGAUUGCAUCGCCUUUGACCUUUAUCCUCCGAUUGGAUCUGAGAAAAUAUGUCGCGCGUUCUCACUUGCCCACCGCUUGUGUUUGCAAGGAACCAAGCGAGCGUUCAUAACUUGGUCGAAUCGACUAAGCAUGAAAGAAUCACACUUGAUUCGAAAAAGGCGCACCGGAUAGAGAAGAAGGAGAAGAGAAUAGAAAAGAUAGGAACUAAGCUCCCGAAAUCACAUAAACAUUCAAUUAAAGCUGCUGAUAAUCAUCACAAGCUAGUAUUUCUUCCCUCCAAGAAAGUCUCAGAUGAGUCUGACCAACAUGAGAAGAGUGGUUUGACAGAGGAGCACGAGGAACCUCAAAACCAUCUUGGAUAUUUGUCUGAUGGAAGUCAGAAUAGUAAGAAGAGGAAUAGAGACAACUCUCCUCCGGCCUUUGACAGUCUCAUCAAAGCUUCUCCUGUAGCGGGUAAACCUCUACGGAUUCGGUUGAUCUUCAAAAAACCAAAAGAGGAAGUUCCUGUACUGCCUAGAGAGGGUCUUGUUUGCUCCACUACAGUUGCAAAGACUCUCAGUCACCAGGAUGUCAUAACAAGUUCUAUAUCAGCAUCUGAGCUUGAAGAGAAUCUGCUGUCAACUUCUGUAGCAGCGGCAAUAGAUGAAACAAAGAAGAGAAAGAAACACAGACCUAGCAAAGAAGAUCAAUACAAUGCAUUGUUUGAUGGUUGGACUCCGUCUUCCAUUUGUUUUGCUGAUUCUUCUUCAAAUGACAAUGGUGAUGAUUGGCUAUUUGGGAACAAGACGCAAGAGAUGCUUAAGCCCAAAGCAGCAGUCAAGAUUGCCGAUGACAUGAUGAUGAAACCAGGAGAUUCAUCUUGGCCUAGAGCUCAAUUUUUGUCUGAAGUUGGGAUCUAUUCUUUACCGUACACCGUCCCGUUCUAAUUGCUCGAUUCUUUUUGUUCUAGCUUUAGGCUUAAGCUUGUACAGUGUUUGACUGUUUGUAACAACAAUUCUAAUCUAACCCAAUUUUGAUGUGUCAAA